Drosophila hydei is the source of this 2003-nucleotide messenger RNA. It is a transcript of the gene Tbce, whose product is annotated as tubulin-specific chaperone E. The transcript has 6 exons. The record is from RefSeq and is a predicted model, not a curated record. The coding region runs from base 163 to 1734 and encodes 523 amino acids. Lineage: Eukaryota; Metazoa; Arthropoda; Insecta; Diptera; Drosophilidae.
CGUUUCAUAACGAUUGAUGAACGAAUUUGUGUGUUGCUUUAGUAAAAGUGCUUUAGCCCUGGUGUGAACAGCCCUGUAAUUGUUUACUAAAAGACGUACUGGUAAAGAAACGUGUACACACAGACGUAGUAGGCCUUGUAAGGAACGAAAACAAAAACAACAAUGGUUGGAGUUAUUGAUGAGGCGCAGCUGUUUUAUCCGUUGGGCACACGCAUCAAAAUCGCCAACAAUUAUGGCACCGUUAAAUACGUCGGCGAGGUCAACGGGCACUGCGGCACUUGGCUAGGCAUCGAGUGGGACGAUGGGCUGAGGGGCAAGCACAAUGGCAUGGUCGAUGGCAAGCGAUACUUCCAAACGCAAUUACCCACAGCUGGCAGUUUUAUACGUCCUGGCAAGUUAGGACCGUGUGCCACGCUGGAGGAUGAGGCACGCGAGCGUUAUUCAAAUUACGAUUCUAAGAAUGUAGAUACGUCUCUGAUACGUGAGGCACAGGCUUCAAUGCAGGCAUCACUCUUUGAGGUGGUGGGCAUGGAUAAGAUAGCGCGCAAGCAAAGCAAAUUUGAACAACUGUCGGAGGUAAGCGUGGAUGAGACGCCAGUCAAUGCUGCAGGCUACCUGAAGGAUCUCUCACAGCUAACGACACUCAAUGUGAGCCACACGCUCAUCUGGAAUUGGGAGAUUGUGGCUAGCAUAACGCAGCAAUUACCAUUGCUCAAUAGCUUAAACUUGGGCUCCAACCGUCUGCUGCUGCCCACAGAUAAACAAGUCAAUGAGUUGGCUCCCUCUUUUAGUCACUUGAAGCAUAUUAAUUUGGGCAAUUGUGGCUUUACGGAUUGGCAGGAUGUGAUGCAAACGGCACUGCUAUGGCCGGAUAUUGAAUCGCUGAGUCUACAGGAAAAUGCAUUAAGUCAAUUGGCCGAGGUCGACUGUAAAAAAAUUUUUCGACAGCUGCGUGAGCUGGAUUUGCAUCGCACUAAACUAAUGGAUUUUGAUCAGGUGUGCAAGCUGGGCAAUAUUAGUACCUUGAGUGUGCUUAAUCUUAUUGAGAAUGGAAUUGAGCAACUACAGCUCCCAGAUUGUGAGCCGCACGCGAAAUUAAAUAUGUUUUUGUCACUGGAGCAGCUCAGUCUAAUGCAAAAUCCCAUAUGGAAUGAGACUGAGGCCUUUAACGAGCUCGACAAAUUACCGCAAUUGAAGCGUUUGAAUAAAACGCCGCAUUUGAAGUCAAAUUUUGAUGAAAUGUUUUCCAAAGCAGUGGCCAGCAUAGCCGGACUGCAGGUUAUCAAUAAGGCCAAGGUAACUGCCGAGGAACGGCGAGGUGCCGAAUAUGAUAUAUGGAAGAAAUAUGCUUUAGACUGGUUACAGGCAACCAAAUCGGGUGCAGAUGCUCUACGCGAAUUCUACAAAAAACAUCGGAGCUACCUGCAGAUUGUGAAUAAAUAUGGGUCGCCAGCUGAUUUUGUGCCACGUAUCCAAGCCAAGCCAUCGAAUCUCAUUAAAGUCCACAUACAGCAUAGGAAGACAGGUGAAGUGUGGGAGAAAAAAGUGCCACGCAUGAUAACGGUGCAAACGUUGCAAGGACUGGUCAUGAAGCGCUUUCGCCUAACAGGAGAAAUUCCGCAACUAUGCUAUAUAGAUGCCAAACAUCCGGAACUUGUGGUACAUCUAGAAAACAAUGCCAAAACAUUGGAUUUCUAUUCAGUGCAAGAGCACGAUACAGUUUUGUUUGAAUAGUACAAAACUAUAGUUUAAUGGAAUUUUUAAACCCUCCCUAACUUUCUCUACCCCUAAUUUGGUAUUUAAUUGUGGUAUUUUAGUUGUAAAGCAAGCAACACAUUUUAAUGUGAAUGUUGAUUUACAUAUAUAUACAUAUUAACUGUGACACCUGCUGAGACCUAUGCAAUGCAAAAUUACUAAUGUUAAUAUUAGAUACUUAAGUUUACAAAUUUCCGCUUUUGUUUUGUUUCAACAAAAUAAAAUUGAGUUUAUUAACCGAAAUUCUC